UCAUUGGUCAGUUCGUUCUUAUCUUUUAUUUUCCACUCAGGCGUGCUGGGAUUACAAGUCCAUUCGCCCCAUCUUCUGUUCAUACCUAACUUUUUUUCCAUCACACUACUUUUCGCUCAUGGUUUACCUCUACAAAACCAUGUUCUAUCAUCACCGAUUCACCGCAUGUCCAUUAACCACCUCUGCCUCCCUUAAUCUCAAAUUUUCUAUGGUAACCCAUUAAAGCCAUUACUCCCAAACCAGACCUUUAUAUGGGACUCUUUGGGGUCACUUCCCAAAUGCUUAUUUUGCAACAUUCUUCUAUCAUUUAUUGCUGAGCCUAAAAGCCUUAAAUUGUGUUCUUUCUUUACCUUAAACAACCACAACAAAACAUGAGGAACAAGGCACAGCACAACAAGUUCGUGCGGAUCAUGUCAAUACCCAUAAGGGCUUUAUCAAAAGCAAGAGACUUUUACGUACGCAGCAUGACUGGAUGUGCCCCAAGAGUUGGUCACAGCAACCCAACUGGGUACCCUGUGAUUUUGCCUAAGAGCUUCAGUGGCAGCUCGGCGAGGUCAAAUGACAAUGAUGAUUACAGGGAGCUGAUUAGAGCUGCCUCGGCUAGGACUAUGACUGAUAUGAUUGACAUGGAUAUGAUCCUAAAGCGGCAGCAGCAAAAGGUGAUGAAUUCUUCUUCAUCCAAGGAUUUGCCCAAGAGUGCUAGCGUUGGUAUGGGCAGGAUUGAUGAAGAUGGGCCUUGUGAUGAUUUUGGUAAAGAUGUUGGUGUUGGUGUUAGUGUGAAGUCUGAUUUGUUGUAUCCAAGAAGCAGGAGCUAUGCUGUCACAAAGAGAAGUGUUAUGAUCUGAUGAUUGAUUGCCAAUUGAUUAAAAGCCUAUAAUAAUUUUCAAUCUUGUUUUUUUA
Messenger RNA from Quercus lobata, 900 nucleotides. RefSeq lists its product as uncharacterized. The transcript has a single exon. Bases 372 to 845 code for a protein of 157 amino acids. The record is from RefSeq and is a predicted model, not a curated record. NCBI's taxonomy places the organism in Eukaryota, Viridiplantae, Streptophyta, Magnoliopsida, Fagales, Fagaceae.